CCGCCCGCCGGUCCCUCUCGUCUUCGCUUGGCGCGGCGCACUUCCGGCCAGAGUUUUGCUUCCUUGGCAAUGCACCCGGAGGUCUCACCCUGUCCGCCAGAGAGGACGCAGCCUGUACCGGUCCCAGAUGUUAAAUGAAUUCUGUGUCGCCCGCCUCAGUGCAGUACUUGAGUCAUGAUGAGCUGCCCCACUCCGAUGGGCAGCAGCGAUUUGAGUCCAGGGCCAGCAUCCGUGGGGAAAGCAGCUACAGGAGGCCCAUUUCUGCAGCGGGCUCUGCGCAUGGCCCGCACAACGAGCCGGAUGAGGUGGACAAGAUCAAAUGCAAAGUCCUUUCUGUCUGGAACAAAGUGAAAUAUGGUUGGACAGUCAAGAGCAAAACCAAUUUCAGCAAGCUCUCCCCAGUCUACCUUUUUGGCUACAUCUACCACUUUGACCGAGAGGAGGAUGUGGAGCGUUUCCAGAGGGACUUUGCUUCCUGCAUCUGGCUGACUUACCGGAGGGAGUUUCAGCAGCUGGAGGGCACAACGUGGACCACGGACUGCGGCUGGGGCUGCAUGCUGCGCAGCGGGCAGAUGCUUCUGGCCCGGGGCCUCCUUGUCCAUUUCCUUGGUAGAGACUGGACCUGGCCGGAUGUCUUGCUCACCAGUUGCUUGGCAGAGAUGGAGCCCGGGAAAAGCUCCUCCUUGCCGCACCCCAGCACUGCCCACUUGCCUCAGAUGCCCCCCCUCCCAGCCAGUGAGAGCAGGGCCCCCUUGGAGGUCUGGGCCCUUCCACGCCACCGCAGCCCUGACGGAUUGGAGAAGGAGCGCUGUCACCGCAAGAUUCUCUCAUGGUUCGCAGAUAGGCCAGAAGCACCUUUUGGGAUCCAUCGUCUUGUCGAUCUCGGGCGCAGCUCAGGAAAGAAAGCGGGGGACUGGUACGGACCUUCCAUCACAGCCCACAUUGUGAGGAAAGCAGUGGAUUGCUGUUCAGAAGCAGGAAACGUGGUUGUGUACGUGUCUCAGGACUGCACAGUGUACAAGGGGGAUGUGGCCAAGCUGGCCAGCAGGAGCGAAGGGAGGGCCACGUGGGACCCCUGCGCAGAGUGGAAGGCGGUCAUCAUCCUGGUGCCCAUGCGGCUGGGCGGAGAAAGCCUCAACCCUGCCUAUGUGGACUGUGUUAAGGAGCUUCUGAGGCUGACUUUCUGCAUUGGGAUCAUCGGUGGAAAGCCGAGGCAUUCUCUCUAUUUCGUAGGAUAUCAAGAUGACUUUCUCCUGUACUUGGACCCUCACUAUUGCCAGCCCUUUGUGGACACCACCCAGGAGAACUUCCCUGUGGAGUCCUUCCACUGCAGCUUCCCUCGGAAAACAGCAUUCAGCAAGAUGGAUCCCAGCUGCACGAUUGGCUUCUAUGUCCGCCACAGUGGAGAGUUUGAGCAACUCUGCUUGAAGCUGACUCAGGUCCUGAACUCUGCGGCCAUUAAAGAGAAGUACCCCAUGUUCUCAGUGGUGGAGGGCUGUUCCCAGGCGUACGGCCUGGAUGAACAUUCCUCCCAGCAGACGUUGCAAACCCAACGAUGCGCCAAGCGGGACAGGGUGAAAAAGCCCACCGUGGAGGAAUUUGUCAUCUUAUGAUUGCCAGACAGGCAGUCCUUACAUCGCGGACUUAUUUAUUAUUAUUUAUAUAGCGCGUUUGGGCCGGCUCCGUCCCUUUGCAGCUGAGAAGGGGACUCCCGAGUCAUCCCCAUAGGGGACUCUGCUGCUUUAACCUCCUCAUGCUGCAAGCGAGAGGGUCUUCGUGACCAAAGAUGGGCCACUGCUAGGGAAGAAAAGGUCAGUCACACUGGAGUCCGUCCAUAGCACUGAAAUUGGCUGUCUGCAUCAAGAGCGCAGACACGUUAGAACUGGGAAGCUGAAGACUACUGAGGAGUAAAGUGAAGGUGAGAUGGUUAUAAGUUGGGUUUAUUUAAAAAAAAAAGAAGUUUGUCAACUUUGCUGACAUUCUGGUCCUGAACUUGGGAUCAAGCCAACCCUUUGGUUUGCGGCUCUUCUCUCCACGUUAAAAUUUCUUCGCCCUCCUUCUCAUUCUGUCACUUCUCCUCAUCAGUCCUGGAUUUGCUUUCCUAGGCUGCCUCACGAGGGGAGAGGAAGCAUUUGUCCUCUUCACACAGCAGGGGUGAAUCCGUAGCCACGUCACUGAAGGAAGAAGAGAUCGCUGUGGGGAAUGCUUUGGGUGGCCUCCCCGGGAUUAAGGUAGACCUCUCCCCUUGCCCCACCUUCCUUUUAUUCAAAUCCUCUCACAAUCUUGGGCACACUAUGGUAAUCCCUGUAUACACAACCCCUCAACGUGCUGACACAGAGAGAGAAAGAGAGGGCAUGAGCACAUUGUCUCCGCCCCCUGUCUCCACCCGGGCAAUGUGGACACCUGCGUCUGCUCUGUCCCCAUGUUGGAUAUGUCGCUUUCUGAAUCCUGCCGAGUAUGGGGAGGAACUGUACAUGAGGUCACUCCCUCCAAGUGGAAACGGCGGAUUCACAAGCUGGUGGUCGGGGCAUAUGCUCAUGCCCCAUUUGUCCUUUUCGUAUGUUCAGUCAAUGUGUGGAGGGAGGAUUCAUGUCCAAAGGGCUAGUGACAUCUUGGAACUUGAAGAAGCAGACGUAACUUGAGUGCCGUCAUCUGCCAUGUCAGCUCAUACUUUGCAUAACUCAUUCGUUCCAAUCGCCCGUGGGCUCGAUGUGUGGAUUUACUCUGUUGACAAUUCAGAAACUUCUCUACCAUUUCCUUCGGAGACAGCACCUCUUUCUGGAUGUGUUUUGGUCAAUAAAUGAUCAUUUGGGUGCA
Messenger RNA from Heteronotia binoei (common prickly gecko), 2817 nucleotides. It is a transcript of the gene ATG4D, whose product is annotated as autophagy related 4D cysteine peptidase. The transcript has 11 exons. NCBI's taxonomy places the organism in Eukaryota, Metazoa, Chordata, Lepidosauria, Squamata, Gekkonidae. Gene Ontology annotation, molecular function: protein-phosphatidylethanolamide deconjugating activity. Bases 135 to 1613 code for a protein of 492 amino acids. The record is from RefSeq and is a predicted model, not a curated record.